UCCUGUGACCUCCCUGUUCAAGAUGGCCGCCUGAGUGGAGAAUUUACACAUCUCCAAAAAGAAACUAAGCCCAACAGCUAGCUUUCCCCCGAGCAACUUUACCUGCCUGAGCCUCAGAGAGAUGACACAUCGAUACGAGCGACGUCUGUUCCCGUUUUAAAACCGGAAUAUGAGCGUACUUGUUGAGGACAACGUCGGGGUUAUGGAAUAAAAACAGUGCUGGUAAGGAAUUCAGAAACAAACCCCAGGAAUUGGAGAGGGUUAAGGGCCCUUUGUUUUAGCCCAGCAUGGACAGCUUCUUCAAGGCAGCUGUAUGUGAUCUGGACAAACUGCUUGAUGACUUUGAGCUCAAUACUGAGGAACAUGAAUGCAAGUCUGUUUUCCUGAAGCCGUCUGUGUACCCGUUCUCCUCACUGGGCUCUCAGUGUUUACCCUCAGAGGCGUCCACCGUGCCACCAAACCUCCCUGACCUCAACUCUCUUCAUUAUGGUUCUGCCACCGGCUGUCCUGACCGCUCCAGCAGUCAGACCCGCAGCACUGAUGACAGAGAGGUCAGAGGUCAGCCUCUCACCGCAGUGGACCUUCUCUCCUCUGUGGAUCGCAGGCCAGCUAAGAGUUUGGCCCCUCCCUGCCCGGAUAGAGCGCUGAAGCCGGUGUGUGACCUUGUGAAUGACACGAGCUCAGCCAUCCUUGUCCGGGCCAACAGCCACAACGCUUUCAGCGAGCUGGACAUGGUGGAAAAGCAAAUGGAGGAGGAGGAGGAGGAGGAGGAGGAGGAGGAGGCGCUGCUUGUGGACUUUGAUAGCCCUGUGAUCACUGAGCAUGGACGGCCAAGCCAAAGUGCCGGCUGUAGAGACACAGAGGAAGAGAGAGACUCUGCAGCGAGGGCCGAGCUGCCGGGUUUAGAUUCCCACGAGCAGAGCGGCGAAUACUCUGCCUCGCUCAGUCUGCUGGACGUCAUUCUGCCUGCCGCAGUGGAGAGAGGCUGUGAGUCCACAAAUGAUUCACUGUCACCGAUGACCACUGAGUCAGCUGACAGAGAGGAGAGAGACUGCAAGGAGGUGGCGGAUAAGCCCUUAGACCACUGUGAAUUGGAGGCAACUCUGCCUGUUGAUAGCAUUAAAGAAACAACAACAACAACCUCAGUGAGUAAAGAGGAUGAGUCAGAAGAAGCCUCAGAUGAAGGUGAGGCAGAGUCUCCCGGAUGUCUAAACUCAGGGGCCUCAGGCAGCAAACAGUUGGGUUUAUCAUGUCUGCCCAUAGCUGUGUCCAUGUGUGCAGCUCUGGUGAGCCAGAGGACUACAGAAGAUGAGUCGGGGGCAGCUGCAGAGCAGUGUGCUGAAGCAGACGUCUCUGAGAGCACAGAGGCAGACUCCUUGUCAGCCGUGGAAGCCAGUGAGGACAUCCCAUCUUGUGUAGAGGAACCCGUCGACUCGCCUGUGUCUCAGCAGAUCGCAGAGGGCAGGGUGUCUCCAGAGGGGCAGCGUGUCUCUCUCGAACCUGCUGCUGCUGUUCCCUCUGUAGACCUCGCCUCCUGUGAUCGCUCAGAGCCCAGCCCAGACGAUCCUCCCGAGUUUGGCUUUGAAUAUCUGCCCGAGAGCGAUCAGGCUGAGCUGCUGGUUACAGACGAGGAGUUGGACGCGUUCCUGCAGGCGCACGCCGAAGCAGAGCAGAGCGGAGGCGUCUCUUAUUGCAGCACUUCUGGAGAUUUUACUCGACCCGAGAGUUUCUCUGAAGCAAACGGAGACCUGGAGGGCAGGCUCGUGGAAGAGGAGCUGAGGAGCUGUGGUCGGGAGGAUCUAGAGGGCCUGGCUUCUCCAGAAAGUGACAGAACAAUGGGUGUGUCUGUAAAUGGAAGGUUUAACACCGGUGCUCCUUCGAUUUUGCAGGACUUAAGCCAUGAAGAGCCAGAAUCCUCCUCUGGGGAAAGCCAUUCCUUGACCAGCAACACUUUCCAGUCCCAGCACAGCAGUAGCCCUGAUCAGCAGCCCUCCUAUGGAGGUGCAAGACCUAAACAGCUACACUGCCACACAGCUAGAUCUCCACCAGCGGGGGAAGAAGGAGAAGAGCAGGCUCAGACACUUUCUACACAAGGGCCAAGUACAGCAGAGGAUGAACCGAGUUCCCCCGCAAGCCCCAGUCUUACAGAGGAGCAUUCCAACAUUAGGGAUUUGAGCCCUAUGUACGCCACUCAGGACCAUCCGGAUUACAGUGUGGGGUAUGAUGAACUCUCAGAGCCCCCACCUUACCCUGGCGAGCCGCCCACAGAUGGUGCCAGGGCGGUGAAUUGGAAGAGAGAGGGGGUGGAGGAGCUGGGCAGCAGACAGCCUGCUUGGGUUCCAGACUCAGAAGCUCCCAACUGUAUGAACUGCUACCAGAGGUUCACCUUCACCAAGAGGCGGCAUCACUGUCGAGCCUGCGGGAAGGUUUACUGUGGCGUGUGCUGCAACAGGAAGUGUAAGCUGAAGUACCUGGAGAAAGAGGCUCGUGUGUGUGUCAUCUGCUUUGACACCAUACACAGAGCUCAGGCCCUGGAGCGGAUGAUGAGUCCUGCGGGUCCCAGUCCAAACCCCAACGUCCCAUCUGAGUACUGCAGCACCAUCCCCCCUCUGCAGCAGGCUCGAGCCGCCGGCACUCUUAACUCUCCUCCACCGACCGUCAUGGUGCCCGUGUCCGUUCUCAAACAGCCAAACAACGACAGUUGUCCUCGUGAGCAGAAGCGCGUGUGGUUUGCUGAUGGCAUCUUGCCCAACGGAGAGGUGGCAGACACGACCAAGCUGUCGGUGACGAGCCGCAGGAGCUCGCAGGAGUUCAGCGGCGUCGCUCCAGACCAAACACCUGGCCCAGCAGAGUCAGAGGUUGGCGUCGAUGGCUACUCCUCCGUCCCCGAAGCUUCUGGGGCGGUAGAGGUGGUUCGACCUCCGGUGUCGGGACCCUGGGAUUACGCCCUGCUCUCUGGAAUCGGUUCUUCGGUGAGCAGGGUUCCCAGUUUGCUGCCAGAAAAUGAGAACGAGCUCCCUCCUCUGCUCAUCACCACCGGAGAGGACGAAGCAGGAGAUGUUCUUAUUGAGGAAAAUCCUGCCCCCUGCCAGAUACUGCACCUAUUAGAGGAGGGAGGACCCCGACCUCUGACAUUCGUUCUGAACGCGAACUUGCUCAUCAAUGUCAAACUGGUUACAUACUGCAGUCGGCAGUGCUGGUGUUUUGGCUCUAACGGGCUGCAGGCGCUGGGUCAGAGAGAGCUGGUGUUCCUGUUGGAGUGUUUGUCCGAAGAAAAAAUUCUUCCAAAAGACCUCUUCACGCUCUAUCUCAACGUUUACCAAGAAGCCCAAAAAGGGAAGUUUAUAGAGGAGCUGGACAACGUGACGUUCACAAGCAGUUUUCUGGGCAGUAAGGAUCACGCUGGGAUGCUCUUCUUCUCUCCCACCUGUCAGCCUCUAGAUGGCCUCACUCUCCCUCCUCAGCCGUUCCUGUUUGGCGUGCUCAUCCAGAAGCUGGAGGUUCCCUGGGCCAAAGUCUUUCCGCUCAGGCUGCUUCUGCGGCUUGGAGCUGAGUACAGCGUGUAUCCCACAAUGUUGACAAGUGUGCGUUUUCGGGACUCUGUGUAUCGAGAGACGGGGCACACCAUUAUGAAUUUACUGGCUGACCUGAGGAACUACCAGUACAGUCUGUCAGUUGUGGAGGGCCUGAGGAUCCACAUGGAGAUGGGCCACAGCUACAUUGACAUUCCCAAAAGUAGCUUCAACGAGAUGCAGAAGGUGAUAAAUGCAGCCAACGAGCACGUCAUCAGUAUCGGGGCACGUUUCAGCUCGGAGGCCGACUCUCACCUGGUGUGUUUCCAGAACGAGGAGGGAAACUAUCAGACCCAGGCCAACAGCAUGCCGGGGAAGACCCGCACAGUGACUGGGGCCUGUUUUGUGGUGUUCAAUGGAGCCCUGAAAGCCUCCUCAGGCUUCAUUGCCAAGUCCAGCAUUGUUGAAGACGGGUUGAUGGUGCAAAUCCCUCCAGAGACCAUGGAGUCUCUGCGCAGUGCCCUGAGGGAGCAGACAGACUUCCACAUACCCUGCGGCAAGAAUGACGGAGGGGAGCUCAGAGAAAACGUCACUGUCCGCUGGGUCGACUGGAGAUCACCUAUCAACACAGGUAGAACUAGCGGGGUGGAUGGGAGACCUCUGGACGGCGUCCACAGCGUUAAGGUGCUGCAGGACACCGAGUUUGAGUCAGACGGACGCACCAUCAGAUGCACUGAGGUGUUCUACCAGCUCAAGACCGCAGACUGCGGCCUCGCGUCUGUGCUGUCGUCCUGCAGCGUGUUUCAGAGGGAGAUGGCUUUGGCCACCUGCAGCGCUCUGACUCCUCACCUCGCCGUCCUCACCUCCAGUGGCAUCAACUCGCUCUCCCUCCGGAUCUCCACGCAGGCCGAUAUGGUGGAGUACCAGGCUGGCUCCGGAGGCAGGCUCCUCCCUCAGCGCUACAUGAACGAGCUGGACAGCGCUCUGAUCCCCGUCAUCCACGGAGGUAGCGCUAGUGUACCGCAGACUGCCAUGGACAUGGAGUUCAUCUUCUACAUCACACACACCAUGUAACGCACACGCAGACCAUGACACACCUCUAAGUAUUGAAAAGAGAUCCACUUAACAAAAGGUGGUUGAGCACAGGCGGAGGAGCGGUUGAUCGUGGCGGGACGUGAUAAUGCCGCAGCUCAUUUUGCACAGCUGGGCGCGCAGCCGGUCACAGAGGACAAGUAGCAGCAUUCCCACUCUGAGGUUGGGGAUGUAAACUGACAUGAUGGUUUUCUGUUAAGGAACUGCGUCAUCGUUUGUGUGUUUCGUGCUCACCAAAGCUGCUUUUAACACAAGAAGCCAAACACUAAACAAGGAAUACGACAACAUGACCAAAUACAACUUAACUAUUCAAACCGUUUUCUUCUGCUCUGCCUUCCAGGCUCCCUGCAGGCCUCCGUCAGCCGGGAGCACCUCAGUGAAUGUUUCCCACAGACACUCGAAUCAAAGUGUCUCUCAUUUGGAUGUAUUUAUUGUAUUUUAAUAUGGGCUUACUGAAUGAAAUGAUGAUAUUAAAGCAACAUGAUCAGGUGCUACUGCAUACGUAGCCGGCCCAAUCUAAAAAAAAAAACAAAAAACAAAAUAACAGUGUUGAAAAGAAAAAUCGCAUCUCAUUUCUUCUAAAGGUACUAUGCUUUCAUUCCACAUGCUGGUUUAUGACGACAGGAAAACAGUUGGCCUCAUGCAAGAACAUUUUUGUAUUCUUAUCCUCAACUUGUGACUUUAUUUCCCCAAGUCAGAUCGACCAAACUCUGCACAAACUAGAGUCGUUUCAUCCUGAUGAAUGACACCUCGUCAUGCACAUUUGUGAGAUGCCAUAAUUAGCGUGAUCAGUGCUCAUAAAUUGCCAUAUAACGCGACCUGUUUCGCUUCAUAUGUGGGCCAGGUUUCAUAACCAACAAUCUCGCAUUAAUAAGAGGAACGUGAGAAAUCAGCAGAAAAAACACGACGUGUUCGAGCAGCGGUCGUAUUGGAGGAACCGAAACAAUUCCAAAAUAUUAAUUACAGCUGCCGACACUGAGUGGUCAGAGCGAAGGUGACAGAAAUAAAGAAGGAAUAUUCUGACAUGCUGUUAGAUGUUAAACAUUGUCUGGUGAGUAAGUGGACAUGGCAGUCAUGAAGGUGUUACAACUCCUGGACAGAGACCAGCUGAAGGCAGCUGAAUUGUAUGAAUUGGCAAAAUCUAUUAAUAAAAAUAGUUGUCAAACCUUAAGUGUAAGUUGGCAGCCAUGAUUCUGGUGAUGUGCUGAAAAGGAAUAUUAGUUCAGCAAGAAGUGUAGUUAACUUUCAAACCACAAAACACGAUUGAAGGUUUCAUCAGAUUUUAGUCUCCCAAGUAUUUUUGCAGGGCUGUAUAUGACUCGUAUGACAGGUCUGCACCAGUCAUUAAUACUUCUUCAUCAUUGUAAAUGGUUGAAAACGAAAUUGUGGUAAUUGGCCUAGAGUGUGUUCAUACGGGUGUUUCUUGCACGAGGCCCAUCAAUGUGUUUGGAUAAAUGUGGAGAGCUGUACUCUGUGUACUCAUCUAGAGCUUCCUCUUCAUUCAAGUUAUUCUGCAAAUAAAAAAAAGUGACGGGUAUCUGCUGAAGUUUCAGGGUUGGAAGGGAACUUCCUGUCCGGGAUGAAACUCAAGUUCAUUUAUAAAACUAAAGCUAACUUUUUGCCGUUAUUCUCAUUUUCACUACUCUCUACCAAGAUGCUUUUUACUGUAACUGUUUAAACAUUUGUGUUUUUUGAACGAGCAGCUGCUCCUGAGCAGCAAAGCGUCCCCUUUCAUGGCUGCCGAGUCUUUUCCAGCUCAAAUACCAAUGAUUUUUCUUACUUGAUGAGAUUUUACUUGUCUGCUUAAUUUUUGUUUCGAGUAUCAGUUAAAUGAUCAGAUUUUGCACAGCUGAUUGGAUCCUUCCAUCAGAUUUAAUUUUUGCAAGUCAUCUCACUAUUUUUUAGUUCUUAAUAUUUGGUGAUUCUAACUUUUAAAUGAACACAUUUUUGGAAAACGGGCUUAGGAGCUUUCUUGCCAAGAGUUAGAAGAGAAGACGGAGACCGCGCUCACAUCUGUCGGUUAAAUACGAACAUACAGCCAGCAGCUGGUUAGCUUAGCUUAGCAUAAACACUAAGAACAGAGGGAAACAGUUAAAACUGGCGUAACAGAAUCUGCCUACCAGCAACUUUAAAGCUGUCUGAUGAACAUAAUAUGAUCAAAAUAUAUUUAAAAUGUUAAAAAAAUCUGAAGUUAAGUUGUAACGACAAGUUCUGGUUUUACAGGACUAAUCCAACGCAAAUCCUCCCGUAAAACCACAACUUUGUCUUUUUCAUUUCGUCUUCUCAGGUGCUGUUUGGUGCAGGAACUCACAAGUAUUUUACCACACAGUGAAAAGCGUCACACCGGUGUCACAGUUUGAAUUUAUUUAAUGUAUUUUUCAGCUUUAAGGCACUCGGUGGAUCACAACUGGGAUAACGUCGCCCUUUUUUUUUUCUUCACCUGCUUCUAAGAUUACCGCAAAUUUUCAAGAUAGAUCAGAGCUGCCAAUUUCCUCGUACGAGAGCUGUGGUCUUGUGGCUAGUAAAUACGCAAAGAGGGUCCAUCCCCAAAUGCAACCAGGUUAGCAUCAACUGUUUUUGGGUAGCUUUGUGCAGUGUCUCGCAUCUCGUCCCAGAGUCUCACUUUUCAGUCAGGAACUUUUUCAGUCAGCUUUGUCCAAAAUGUAUAAACUGUAUGCAUGGAGAUUUUUUGUUUUGUUUUGUUGUUUUUUUUUUAAUGAUAGAGUUAUUUUUGGAAUCAUUGGUAUAAAAGUUUUAACUAAACAGAAUAAGAGUUCAUAUUUUUGAUAGGACAUCGGCUACAUUCGUUUUGCAGUUUGUGUAGCAAAGUUCCUUGAGCACUGAGAGGAAAAAACACUUACACUACACUAAACUUUGCAGUUAAUUCCAGAAAUAAACAAAUAUAUAAUUUUGUUAUAAGGUGGAAAAUAUCUAAUCCCAAAAUGCAAUGCUUAAAGGUGUAAACAUCUGAUGCUUUACAGCAGACGUAAUCUUUGCUUUUUAGCCAAUACAGAUCACAUGUUAUUUACUUCUUGUGCUGAAAAAAGUGUCUUAAUGCUCAGAGAGGAGACAUUUGAUAUUUAGUGGCCAUUGCUCAGUAAUUAUUGUCAAUUUAAAUAAUCAACACAACAUUAUUCAUUUUUUUCAUCAUAUAAAACAAGAGAAUGCAACUGGUAACCUGGUAGAAGCUUUUUUUGUGACUUAUAAACCUCCACAUUUACUUGUUCAAUGGCUAAUUCAGUCACGUUAAUAUGAUUUAAUGAUGAUAAAUUGCAUUCCUCUUCAUUGAGGCAGUUUGAUUUAGGAGGCAAAUUAUUAUCAGCUGGUUUGGACAAAAGCAGGUAGUUCAGUGUGAAUUGUUUAUUCUUUUCAUACCUGGAGAAAAGUUUAUUUAGUUUAUUUAAUGACUGACUGGCUGUGUUAAUAGGGGAAAACAUUGAGGUGGUGAUGUCACCUGUGAGUCACCUGUCCGCACAUAGCACGUGUUUAAUAAACACCUGAGAGGUGUUUACUAACAACAGCCACAACCGACUCUUGUUUCGAUGUCAGCCUGUCCACCACUGUGCUGCACACUGGAAUCUGUCAGAUGUUAUAUCGUACGGACACUCGUGGUCCCCAAAGGAUGAAGCCUACGGACUCUAGUGAUCCUCUGACUCUUCCUCUAGCGCCACCAGCAGAUGAAAAUUUUCACAACGCAAGUGAAAUAUCUAAACAUCUAUUGGAUGGAUUGAAACAAAAUGUUGUGCAGAACUCUUGACUUUAAAUAUUUAUAUAGUAUUAGCAGUAUAUAAACAUUUAAUACACUGUUUAUAACACUUUAAUGUAGUUUUAAGCAGAUACCCUUGUAUCAUUUUGAGUGUUUGAGUUUUUCAGCAGUGGUAAAGUCUCCUAAAGACAUUUUAGAUUACAACCUUUCUUUAGCUGUUUAUACAGCAGUCUGAAGGUUUUCAUUACAUUUACAACAAAUCUUUAACACCAACUAUUCAAGUGCAGUUUACACCUAAACAGCUUCCACUUACGAGUGUGCACAGGAGUUAAAGCUGUUCAUAAAUAUGCUAAUUAACAAACAUAAAUAAAAUUAUAUCUGCUUACAACUACGUUAGACUAUUUUAUACCAUUUAUUAAAUGUUUUUAUAUUGCUUAUAAAUGCAAUGUAUGUUCAACACUUUGUUUUAUGACCAAAUAUCUGCUAAAUGUUCUUAAACAUCUCCAUCAGCCUCAGCUGUCCUGUGUGCGUCGUACUAAUUAUUGAAUGUUAGCAUGCUAACACCUUAGCAAACAAUGGUGAUGAACAUGGUAAACAUCUGCUUUGUAUCGACAUGUUAGCAUUGUUAUUGUGAACAUGCUGGCAUUUAGCUCAAAGCAGCACAGCUGUGCCUGAGCUGCCAGCAUAGCUGCAGACUUCACAUCUUCACAUUCGUUUUCACCAACCAGUGUUUGGCUUCUAAAGUUGGACUCGCAACGCCCCAAAUCCAUCGCCCUAAUCUAGUGUUCCACCAUAAUUAACUUGUGGACCAGGUAGAUGAGUUAAAGACAAGUCUGCGGUGCAAGUGAACAUAUACAGUGACUGUGGAAGCAGAGAUGUUUGGCUUAAUCACGGUCAGCAGUCGCCCCCCUCUGACUGAUGACGGGAGUCUGUGCAAAUGUGGAAGUUAUUCAGUUUCCAAACACUUGUAUGAAAUUGGUUAUGACGCAGCGAAAGAAUAACGUUAACUCAUUGUCUGACCUGCACAAUCUCGAGGAAUGUGCUGUGUGGAGAAGCUAAUUACUUGCUAGCUAAAUCAGCAAACUCAACGAUUACGUCAUUUAAUACUAAAGUGGAAUUUCUGCCAGGAAAUUUAUAACGAGCUAGCAAGAGAUCAGCGGGGUGUGGGAAGAUUGCUCACCGUUCAGCGGUUCUGAAACAUUAAAUUUAAUAAUUAAAAAUGGAGAUUUGGGAAAGUAAAAGAUUGUUUUUACAUUUUGUUUAUUGUUAAAACGGCUAAAACAACACAGGCCUGAAAAGACUUCUGUAAAAAUUGACUAAAUUUAGUUGAAAACGUGUAAAUCGUUAUCACUGUAUUUUCAAUAUAUAACUGGUUCUACAGGAUCUGCUGGACCGAUUUCAUCGCAAAAGUGCUUAAAAAGUGAAAUCUAUUACAGACAGAGGAGUGUUUGACGUGGGUUAACAAGUGAGGUGCCACCGCAGUAUUGCAGACUUGUCUAUAUUCCCGCCUACAAACCUCGAUUGGUCUUUAAAGCUUAAUGCCUGAAUCAGCAACAGUCAGAAAUCUCUCGUGCAAAAACUGUUGUAACUUUAUCUGAUGAUUGUGUUAACCGAUUGUUCAUGUCGGACCACGACGCUCAUAUUAAGAAGCGGAUCACGGGUCUCUAAAGUGCAUCUUCACUGUCACUUGAUCCAUAAGCUGUUAGAAGACAUUAUAAUUUCUCCUGUAUAUCUGGCAGUGCUGUGUUGAAUGACAGUCUAAGUAAACACCAAGGCCCGUUUUUAAAGGGUGAAAUCUGAGUUUUGAUGCUUAAUAGAAAGUAAAUUGUGUGGGAGGAAAAGACAUGUUUCACCUACUGUGAAAAUAAUCUCAAGACAUACAUGCAUAGUUUCUGGACAGCUGAUUGAUCUCGACAAAGUACACCCCACGUUAUUUUCAAUAUUUGAAUUUGACAAACAAACAGAAGGAUUGAGUUUUGAAACAUCAUUUUCAUUCUAGUGUGAUCAAAACUUAAUUUCCACUCUGUCAUAAUGAGACGUCAAUUUAAUGCUUUAUGAUUGUUUCUGACUUGUUGUUUUGUGUAAAUCAUGUAUUUAUUCAUAAGAACCAGCUUUAUUUGGUGAACCUGGUAUCUGGGUCAUGAUCAGUUUCUGAGUAGCUCGUAUAUUUAAAGAAAAUAAAAUGAGUUUUAUGAAAAAUGU
This is a messenger RNA of Micropterus salmoides (largemouth bass), 10512 nucleotides long. RefSeq names its product zinc finger, FYVE domain containing 16 (gene zfyve16). Gene Ontology annotation, cellular component: early endosome membrane. The transcript is spliced from 18 exons. NCBI's taxonomy places the organism in Eukaryota, Metazoa, Chordata, Actinopteri, Centrarchiformes, Centrarchidae. Gene Ontology annotation, molecular function: metal ion binding. The record is from RefSeq and is a predicted model, not a curated record. Gene Ontology annotation, biological process: endosomal transport. Bases 288 to 4586 code for a protein of 1432 amino acids.